AUGGAUGCCACCACAUCUCCUCUUCAGCGUGCUUUCAACGCAUUCCUCCUCACAAUGCCCCCCCAGCAACUGGAAGAGCUCCUCAGGUAUCUUCAAGACACCCAGACCAAGGCCAACAACAAGGUCUCGCACGAAACUGAGCACCCUACCGCAAGAUCAAAAACCCCUCUGGACAAUAAUAAUGAGUCGACCGUCCAGGCUAGUACAAACCAACGUUCUAAUCAGACGCGAGGCAAGCGCCCUCAGGAUGGGAAACGGCGGCCACUGAAUAGUUUCAUUGCUUUCAGAAGUUAUUAUUCAGUCAUGUUUCCGGACCUUACUCAGAAAGCGAAGUCGGGCAUCCUUCGGUUCUUGUGGCAGAAUGACCCAUUCAAAGCUAAAUGGGCCAUCGUAGCCAAGGCAUACUCCAUCAUUCGCGAUGACCACGAUAAUGGAGUCUCCCUUGAAACAUUUUUGAAACUCAACGCCAACCUCAUUGGCAUCAUUGAGCCGGACCGCUACCUUGAUAUCAUGGGCUGGGAGCUGAAUGUCGACGGCCAGCAGCAGUACACCAUGGCUAAGGUUAAGAUUACAGCUACUCCUGAAGCCGAGCUCUCAACAAACUAUUCAGUCGAUGAUAUUGUCAAAAAUUGUUAUGAUACAGGCUAUGUAUCCCGAGAAAAAUGCAAGAAAAAAACAGACCAUAACAAAAACGCGCCUGUUAUGGCUUUCGCUGCCCAGCCUACCUUGAUUGUCCACGAAAACAAUAGUAUCCAAAUUAACGGAAAUCAUACUGUUGUUACUGGUGACUGCAAUGGGAAUGCUUUUGUAGAAAGCGCAUUUUCCCAUAACUUCUCACCAAGUCCUGGUGAAAUGGAAACGAUGAUCGCAGAAGCAUCGCUUGAUGAAUCUGAAGUGCUACACGGCCAUGGCUACCGAAUGUAUGAGCGGGGACCUAUAGUCGCUGAGGAAUAUAACAUUGACGACGAGAUGCUCGAUUUUUGGGGCGAAAACCCAGCAAUGUUACCAUCAUAUGUUUCAGCCGCCCAAAGUACACUACCCCCUCAUGAUCCUUGUGUCCCGGAUCCGAUGGCGAAUAUCAAUAUCGACCAUUACCUAAACUUAUGAUUUGUGCGUUUCCGAUAACAGUUGCGUCUGAUCAUCAGUAUUUCCCACAUCCACUAUGAGGGUGGCAUAUUCUGACCCGCCAUGCUCUGCGAACGUCACGGAACAAGUUGACUUAAGUUCCCGAUAUCUAGCCCGCAGUUUUAACGCCCGGUGUUAUUCUCGAUGUUCUUCGAUAUUCAGCACGACACACACAAAACAAUCACGGAAACAUUAUGGACUACCCGGGCCAAAUAAGGACCUCAACGCCACUACAGCGUACAACUCAGUGGUCCGAAGAUAUAUCUGACGUCACAUCAAGCGACUGUCGGGGUUUAGCGACGCUCUGGUGAAUUAUCAGCUUGU
Molecule: messenger RNA, 1449 nt
Organism: Aspergillus piperis CBS 112811
Lineage: Eukaryota; Fungi; Ascomycota; Eurotiomycetes; Eurotiales; Aspergillaceae
Product: mating-type protein MAT alpha 1
Exons: 2
Coding region: 1-1107 (368 amino acids)
Biological process (GO): positive regulation of mating-type specific transcription, DNA-templated
Cellular component (GO): nucleus
Molecular function (GO): DNA binding, bending
Source: RefSeq, a predicted model, not a curated record